This is a messenger RNA of Naegleria fowleri, 939 nucleotides long. RefSeq lists its product as uncharacterized. The record is from RefSeq and is a predicted model, not a curated record. Gene Ontology annotation, molecular function: magnesium ion binding; catalytic activity. The transcript has 3 exons. NCBI's taxonomy places the organism in Eukaryota, Heterolobosea, Eutetramitea, Acrasida, Naegleriidae. Bases 1 to 939 code for a protein of 312 amino acids. Gene Ontology annotation, biological process: oxaloacetate metabolic process.
AUGAAUCAUCAGACUCAUCAGGAAUCAACCUUGGAUAUUAUGAGAUCCUUGUUGUAUAUUCCGGGUAAUAGUGAGAAAAUGUUGAACAAAAUUCAUUCCAUGAAGGAAAGGCCUGAUGUAUUUGUUCCAGAUUUGGAAGAUUCUGUUCCGUAUCAUCAGAAGGAAGAAGCAAGAAAAAUGGUGAGAGAUUUUCUCUUAUCGACUUUUACGCCAGAUUUAGUUUCCGAAUAUAGAAUGCAUAUUAUUCCUCGUGUGAAUAUAGAAUGGGAAUUUCUUGAAAGUGAUUGUGAAGCUGUAGCCAUUCCAGGAGUAGUCACAGCAAUCAAUGUUGGAAAGACUUCAUCUAUUGCUGACGUUUUUAAUAUAGAUCAGUUGUUGACAAGAAUUGAGAACAAAUUAAACGUACCCCAAUACACAUUCAGAGUAAUCCCUUCCAUCGAAUCAGCAAUAGGUUUGGUACAUGCCUAUCAAAUUUGUAGCUGUUUACCUCAAAGAACGAUUGGAGUUGCAUUUGGUGGGGACGACUAUGCACAUGACAUGGGAUUUACAAGAGACACCACUCAAAUUGUGGAAAAGGAAUUAGCAUUUGCAAGAUCUACUGUUGCAGUUGCUGCAAGAGCGGCAGGAAUUCCCUCCUUCGAUACACCAAAUGUAAAUUUCAAAAAUUUGGAUGGCCUGAAAGAAGAAUCGGUGGCAGUUAAAAACAUGGGUAUGAAAGGCAAAUUUGCAAUUCAUCCUAGUCAAAUUCCAGUGUUGAAUGAGGUAUUUGGACCUUCACAACAAGAGAUUGAGGAAGCAACAACGAUCGUAGAGGCCUAUGAAAAGGCAGCAAAAGUAAACAAUCGUGGUAGUUGUCAAGUGAAUGGUAGAAUGGUUGAUAUGCCUGUUUAUCGAAAUGCAAAACAAGUAUUGGCAUGGGCCAAAAAGACUAGAAAGUAA